Messenger RNA from Euleptes europaea (tarantolino), 1322 nucleotides. It is a transcript of the gene PHF6, whose product is annotated as PHD finger protein 6. Gene Ontology annotation, cellular component: nucleus. The coding region runs from base 3 to 1094 and encodes 363 amino acids. The record is from RefSeq and is a predicted model, not a curated record. The transcript has 10 exons. Lineage: Eukaryota; Metazoa; Chordata; Lepidosauria; Squamata; Sphaerodactylidae.
UCAUGUCAGGCUCAGUUGGACAGAAAAAAGGGUCUGGGAGACAGCGCAAGUGUGGCUUCUGUAGAUCCAAUAAAGAUAAUGAAUGUGGGCAGCUGAUGAUGUCUGAAAACCAAAAGGUGGCAGCACACCACAAAUGUAUGCUGUUCUCCUCUGCCUUGGUAUCUUCACACUCUGAUAACGAGAGUCUUGGAGGCUUUUCCAUUGAAGAUGUGCAAAAAGAAAUAAAGAGAGGUACCAAGCUGAUGUGCUCGUUGUGCCAUCGUCCAGGGGCAACCAUUGGUUGUGAUGUAAAAACCUGCCACAAGACCUAUCACUACUACUGUGCAUUGCAUGAUAAAGCUCAGAUCCGAGAGAAACCCUCCCAAGGCAUUUACAUGAUAUUGUGUCGAAAACAUAAGAAAACAGCCCACAACUCAGAAGAUUUAGAUGAAGGUCUUAAUGAACAUGAAUUGGAACCAUCACCUCCCAAAAAGAGGGGGCGUAAAGGAAGACCCAGAAAAAUGAAUCUCAAAGGGCAGUCGGAAGACACUCGAUCGACAUCUUCACAUGGCACAGACGACAUAGAAAGCAGCUCUUACAGAGACAGAUCACCCCACAGAAGCAGUCCCAAUGAUACAAAACCUAAAUGUGGAUUCUGUCAUGCAGGUGAAGAAGAAAAUGAAGCUAGAGGGAAGCUUCAUAUAUUCAAUGCCAAAAAGGCAGCUGCACAUUAUAAGUGCAUGUUGUUUUCUUCUGGCACUGUACAACUGACAACAACAUCAAGGGCAGAAUUUGGUGACUUUGAUAUUAAAACUGUGCUUCAAGAAAUCAAACGAGGGAAGAGAAUGAAGUGCACGCUUUGUAGUCAGUCUGGCGCAACUAUUGGAUGUGAAAUCAAAGCUUGUAUCAAGACUUACCAUUAUCAUUGUGGAGUGCAAGACAAAGCAAAAUACAUUGAGAACAUGUCUCGAGGAAUUUACAAGCUUUACUGUAAAAACCAUAGUGGGAACGAUGAAAGAGAUGAAGAGGAUGAAGAGAGAGAAAGCAAAAGCCGCGAAAAGUCUGUAGCUGACCACAGUGGAGUUCCUCAGCAGCAGCAGCUCAAUGGAAACUAGGUUCAAGGGACAGAGUAAAACUGGGAAUGAAUAAAACAUCCAUAACUGCUAAUCUUUUUAGAAAAAUGCUUUAUAAGGUCAGAGAAGGGUUAGUAACUUUUUUACCCUGCCCAAAUGUUAGAAAAUGUCAUUGAACUGCCUGAAAUGUUCAUGUGUGUGAGCCUUCAAUGAGCGGCAGCGUUUCUUCAUGUCAAUAUAACGUAGUUAGUUGUCUGCAGUGUCUGGAGA